Biomphalaria glabrata is the source of this 3054-nucleotide messenger RNA. RefSeq lists its product as uncharacterized. The coding region runs from base 146 to 1714 and encodes 522 amino acids. The record is from RefSeq and is a predicted model, not a curated record. The transcript has 8 exons. Gene Ontology annotation, molecular function: protein kinase binding; cyclin-dependent protein serine/threonine kinase regulator activity. Gene Ontology annotation, cellular component: nucleus; cyclin-dependent protein kinase holoenzyme complex. Gene Ontology annotation, biological process: regulation of cyclin-dependent protein serine/threonine kinase activity. NCBI's taxonomy places the organism in Eukaryota, Metazoa, Mollusca, Gastropoda, Planorbidae.
GUCACUGUUGUGUUGUUAAAAUUGUGUUAACUAAAUAGAGUCUAGAUCUAGAUCUUUAUUGAAAAUCUCGUUAGAAAAUUAUUGAAGGCCUUAUAGACUAGAUCUAAAUCUAAUAGUCAAUCUUUACUUAAGAUCCCGUAUAAGAAUGUCAAGAGAGAAGAGAAUGGAUGGAAAUUUUCAAAAACGUAUACAGAGGCAUUUGUAUUAUAGCAGUAUGUCAGACUUAGAAAAGCCUUCCUUUCCACUUACUGAACUUGCUGUUGAUUAUUUUCAUGACAGUGUACCUGAUAAACUUGGUCAUGUUGAUAUGUAUACUGCUGCUGAUGUCAUAAGAAAAAGUAAAGUAUCUACUGCCUCUGUGGUGCUGUCCAUGAUGUAUGCCAAAAGACUUAGACAAACUAACCAGGAUUAUUUGAGCUCCAUCUCUUCUUCAGACAUCUUCUUCAUUUCAGUGAUGAUGGCCAGUAAAUAUUUGUAUGACGAAGGUGUAGAAGAAGAGGUAUUCAAUGAUGAAUGGGCAGAUAACAUUGAUCAGGAUGUCGAUAUUGUGAAUCAAAUGGAAAUGACCUUUCUCAACGCUAUUGACUGGCGCCUGUUUGUAAGUCCUAAUGAUUUCGACAAUGCACUGGCUGCAAUUGAAAGAAGGUUGGCUCUGAGGGAGGGACUCAAGAGGAACUGGUUUACUUACUCUGAAUUAGAUGUGCUACUGACAUCAGACUUGAUGACCUCAUUAUGGCAACAGACGGCUCUUGAGUGUACCAAGGUGGUUAGUACCCUCUCGGCUGUCUACCUGACUGGUAUCUUCACUCUCUUAGGAUCAACUGCACUGGCUGUACAGGUUUCAGGUCCCCUAUCUGCUGCCACUCUUGCAAUGUUUUCGCUUUCUGUUCAGCCACUGCCAGUAUCCCAUGUUUUGACCAGUUUUGAUCCAUUGCAACCUUCUAAAGCACUACAGGAAUCCAUCAUUGGAUUUAAUAAUGUUGCUGGACAAAAAAUGAAUAGCAUUGUGGAUUUUGAUGCCUUAGGGAAACAUGAUGACACCCAUGGUUUAAAAGAACCCCCAACAGUUGAUCCCAAGCCAUUUCCAGAAGAUGAAUCUCACUCAAAGUCCGCAUCAAAGCAGUCUUCUUUUAUCUGGUCACUCUGGGUUGUUGAUUCCCUAUUAACUCAGUUGCUGGCUGUAACAAAGUGCAAGUCAGAAAGUUCCAAGAAGUCUUUCAGCACCACACUCGGAGAAGAGAAGUUUUCUGCUAAUGAGUUAAACAACUCUGCUCCUGGCACUGAACCCAGCCACCACCUGAGAUACUUAAAAUUCAAAUGUCGACACAGAUGCUCACGUAGAAAAUUUAAGUCUUCAGUGUCUGUCACAUCUCAACCAAUGAAUUCUGCUUUGCCAAACUGCCUGACCACAUGCUUUGACCAGUCUUUCAAAACCAACUCACAAAACAAAGAUCAUUGUAUUGACCAGGUAUCCAAUAGCAAUAGUAACAACAGAUUUGAAAUGACCACUCAGCCCUUACAGCAAUUAACCCGUAGUUUUGACCGUGCUCCUGAAACAAAACAAAGUGAACAUGUCAACUGUUAUGACAACUCUAAGUCUUUGACAGAUUCAAUGACUUCUUCUUGGUUUCAUCCAUCUGAUUCGAAUGUUGACUUCUUGACCCACACCUUUAGCUUUCCACCAGGAUUGAAUCAUGGAAUCAAAGUUACAUGACUUCAGGAACUUAUGUAACAGUGGCAUGUUGAUCCUUGCUUACCCAGAGAUUAGCUUAACCCUAACAGUCUUUUACCCCAAAUUAUUAAACAAAAAUAUAUUUAAUUGUUGUUCUUUAACUAAACUAUUGCUGUCCAAUCACAAAUAGUUAUUGUGAGACAUAGUCAUAUCAAAGGAAAUUUCAAGAAGCUAGCUCACUGCUAAGUAGUACCCACCCUUCUUUUUUUAGUAUCAGCCAAAUUGAAGCUUCUGUGGUCCUUAAAAAAUUUUUUCUUGCAAAAUUGUCUAAAAAACAUCAAACAAAGGUUUUCAAGGAUUUCUACCGCCUGACCACUUGUAAUAAAAAAUCUUACUCUUGUAAAACUAAUUUUUGAAAUCCAGGUAUAAAAUAUAAACAUAUAUAGGAUAUAAAUAUAUAUAAAGAGAGAGAGAUGUUUUAAAAGUAUAAAAGUGUAUUUUCACUGACUUUGACUUGCUAUGUCACACUCUUGUUCAUGACCAUCAACCCCCAUUUUUGUGGAUUAUAAAAAAAAAAUAUGGUGUUCUGUUUUUCUAUUUACAUAAUGUGUAUUUCCAUUCUAGUAUAACAUCUGGCAGUAUUUUCUGUAGAAAAUAAAGAAGAAAAAGAAGACAUAUACAAUAAAUAUUGCAUAAUAAAUCUUACUAACGUAGAAAAAUCUUGAACAUUUUUUGUCACAUUAAAUCUGAAUCAGAGUGUAAUUUCAAUAGGGGUGGGUCAUUUCUGAAUGCUGACAUAGAAAGUUAAGUCUGAAAUCUACCUAUAUAUAUACAUAUUAUUAUAUUUUGUAUAUUCAAGACAAUCAUGUUUGGCGUCAUCCUCCUCAGUGGUUUCUAUUUACUUGGUGCUGUAACAUUGUAAUGCUUAUUAUUAUUAUGGCUUUUUAUAUAGCACUACUUUCAUACUUAUAGCAUGCUCAAAGCGCUAUGGUCCUAUCUCAUUUGUGUGGGGGGGAGGGGGAAUCUGGGAGUAGGUUUUCCGUGCUGCCUUUAAGUGCUCAGUAAACACAACUCUGCCCAGUCGGGUGUCGAACCUCGAUCCCCUUCCUAGGUAGCUAAGCCAAGUUCAAGCCUCUAACUAUUAUUACCAAUAAAGUAUUAAGUAUUAACAAAAAGAAAGAUUAUUGAAAUAGUUUUUGAAUAUUGAUUAUUUUUGCUGUUCCUUUUUGAUAGCUGCUAAUGUCCCUUUGUUCUGGAUAUCCCAAACCGCCUGUAGUUGAUCAUUCUUUGUCACUAAUAUAUUACUAACCCCAAAAUACAGUGCCGAUUUUUUGUUUAUAAUAUGAACUCAUAUAAUGAAUAAAUAAAAUAGUUUUGCUGUU